AUGGCUGCUUCCAGCAACUACUCAAUCCUUUUCUUGAUCGUAGCAUUAUUGUCCUUUUCAAGCAUAUCGACAAGUAAUGCUGCUCGUAGCCUAAUGCAACUUCCCAACUUGCCUACAAUCCCGUCGUUGCCACAGCCAACAAUGCCACAAUUUCCAAAUAUUCCAAACUUGCCUACAACAUUGCCACCAUUGCCUAACAUGCCUUCACUUCCAAUAUUGUCCUUAUCAAGCAUAUCAACAAGUAAUGCUGCUCGUAGCCUAAUGCAACUUCCCAACUUGCCUACAAUCCCAUCAUUGCCUCAGCCAACAAUGCCACAAUUGCCAAAUAUUCCCAACUUGCCUACAACAAUGCCACCAAUGCCUGCCAUUCCCAACAUGCCCUCACUUCCAAACAUUCCCACAAUUCCUACACUUUCACCUCCUCCAUCCAACUAA
Lycium ferocissimum is the source of this 435-nucleotide messenger RNA. Its product is annotated as protein PELPK2-like. The transcript has 2 exons. The record is from RefSeq and is a predicted model, not a curated record. NCBI's taxonomy places the organism in Eukaryota, Viridiplantae, Streptophyta, Magnoliopsida, Solanales, Solanaceae. Bases 1 to 435 code for a protein of 144 amino acids.